AGAGAAGCGAUCGGCUUAGAGUAACGUUUAGUUAAGGCUGACCGCUCUGUCAUGCUUGCUGCGUUACGUUCGCUUGUACAACAUGAUCGGAGUGAGGAAAAAAUUGCUUGUAUUUGGUGUCACGACGGUCGUGCUUGUGGUCACUUUCAUUGUAUUAAUUGUCAUCUUCACGGUCAAUUCAGACGAUAAAUGCGGUCCAAAGUACAUCAGUUCUUCUGAUCUGGGCCGUUAUGCGAAGGGUGCCGUGGCGACAAACGGUCGGGAAUGUUCAAGAAUUGGUGCGGAUAUCUUAUCUAGGAAUGGUUCGGCAGUGGAUGCUGCAAUAGCGGCGCUUCUUUGCGAAGGCAUCGCGUCUCUGCACAGCAUGGGACUGGGCGGUGGAUUUUUCAUGACGAUAUGGGACGCAAAGAGCAAAACGGCGGAUUAUCUGGACGCGAGGGAGACCGCCCCGUUGGCUGCGACAGAGGACAUGUUCGAUGGCAAUGCACAUUUAGCCAUGUAUGGUGGCUUGGCAGUUGCUGUCCCGGGUGAGCUCAUGGGCUAUUGGGAAGCGUAUAACAAAUACGGGAAGUUACCGUGGGCCGAGUUAUUCGAGCCCGCUAUUAAAUUGUGCGAAACCGGAGCACUCAUCAAUAAUUAUCUUGCCGCGUAUCUAGUCGAGAAGGAGCCUAUGAUAAAAAACGAGAGCAGUUUGGCUGAAAUACUCAUAAAUCCUGACACCAAUAAAACGUGGGUUGCGGGAGACCGAAUAAAGCGACCGAAACUGGCGGAGACGUUAAAGCUGAUAGCGAAACACGGUCCUAACAUAUUUUACAAUGGCAGUAUAACUGACAAAUUAGUCGACGAGAUAACGAAGUUUAAAGGAAUAAUCACAAAGCAGGAUUUUCAACAAUACAGAGCCUUAUGGAGAAAGCCGGUCGAGUUGAAAAUGGGGAAUCUGACGAUUUACAGUGCCCCGCCACCGGGUUCGGGGGCAAUUUUGACCUUUAUAAUGAACAUUCUUCGUCGUCUGCUACCGGUCGACAAUGAGAAUAUAAUGUGGCAACGUAUAAUCGAGACCUUCAAGUGGGCUUACGCAAGAAGGACAGAGCUGGGAGAUCCUGAUUUCGUCGAGGGCAUAGACGCGGUGCUCGCCAAUUUAACGUCCAACGAUUACGCGGAAAUGAUAAAAAGUAGGAUUAAGGAUGAUUGCACGAGUCAAGAUCCAGAGGACUAUGGCGCCGUCACCACAACAAUCGUGGAUGCGGGGACCUCGCACGUUUCCGUUCUCGCUCCCGAUGGUUCCGCCGUUUCCGUUACGUCGACUAUCAACCAGGUGUUCGGCGCGAUGAUACGCUCAAGGUCCACCGGUAUAAUAUUUAACGACGAGAUGGACGACUUCAGUUCGCCCAACAUCACUAACGGCUUCGGGCUGCCGCCGUCACCGGCGAAUUUUAUUCGUCCCGGCAAACGGCCGUUAAGUUCGAUGUGCCCUACUAUAGUGGUCGAUCGCAAGGGCAAUGUGAGAUUAGUGAUUGGUGCAGCCGGUGGCACGAAGAUCACGAGCGGCGUGGCAAUUGGGAUGCUCUUGAAUCUUUGGUUCGGUUACGACAUAAAGGAAGCGGUUGAUGCGCGCCGACUUCAUCACCAAUUGCUGCCGAUGAAUGUCCAGAACGAAAAACAUUUUUGUCAAUCCACGUUAGAUUAUUUGAAUAAGAUUGGACACAACGUUACCACAUUUACCGGAAUUGGCAGCGCGAUUACGGCUGUAUCUAAGGAAAACGGAGUUAUAACAGCAAAUUCAGACUAUCGCCGACAAGGAACAACAGCGGGACUGUAAAAAUGAUAGAAUCGACGCGGAUGACCUUGUAACAUUGAUUCCUCUUUGUGCCACCAAUGUUUUUUUAACUGCAGUAACGAUUGUAAUCUAAUACAUGAUUAUUAAUUAUUAACGCUCUCUACUUAGCAUGGAAUCUCUGUUUCAUCAUAGUCUAUUUGAAAAAGAAGAAAUUCCGGUUCUUAAUGUUACAAAAUUGUUCGCGUUGGAACAUGUGUUGUGUAAAUAUCGAAUUCUUAUUCUUGACACAACGCACAUACACGUAUAAUUUUAAGACAAAAUUUAUAUUUUAAAAUAGUCAUUUGCAUUUACAAGGUGCCAAUUCAACAUGCAAAAACAUUGUAGUGACUGAAUCACUAAAAUGAUUUGUUAUUUACUCGGCUGUAAAUACUUAAAAAUUGUAAUUAUGUAUAGUAGUAAUAUUUAUUUUAUUAUAUUUGAUAGAUCAUCGCAUCUCUGUACAUAUUUCAUAGUAUUUCCUAUGUGAUACAAGAUUUAUAUAUAUGAAAAUAAAAUCAUCUUUACUUUGUGUUUAUAAUAAUAUCAAUUAAAUUUAUUUCUAAAUAUUGUAAAUUUUAUUUUUAUUGUUGAAACGAAAGAUAACAUGCCUGUAUCUAAUAAUAUAGAAUUCUCUCUAUUCUUGACGAUGUAGAUGAUAUAAUUAUGUUACUUACACAAUAAAUUAUGCAACUUUAUAUGAAA
Molecule: messenger RNA, 2518 nt
Organism: Monomorium pharaonis (pharaoh ant)
Lineage: Eukaryota; Metazoa; Arthropoda; Insecta; Hymenoptera; Formicidae
Product: glutathione hydrolase 1 proenzyme
Exons: 11
Coding region: 83-1819 (578 amino acids)
Biological process (GO): glutathione catabolic process
Cellular component (GO): plasma membrane
Molecular function (GO): glutathione gamma-glutamate hydrolase
Source: RefSeq, a predicted model, not a curated record